AAAGAAGAGAUUCUAUCUUUGGGAGCCAAUUUCUGCCAGUGCCUGGAAUUCCUUUAUGACCAGACGAGAAGUUCAGGAUGUUUGCUGGCGGGGCGUAGUGUCACACUGUCUUGGGUGACAAGUCUCCUGUGUUAAUUUCAUGCUUCGGGAGGAACCAUGGCGUCCUCCAGGACUGCCACAAGGACACCUAGGUCUCCUCGGACCCCUCGGGACAUCGCUAAUGUGAUGCAAAGGCUGCAAGAUGAGCAAGAGAUAGUCCAAAAACGCACUUUCACAAAAUGGAUCAACUCUCAUCUGGCUAAGCGCAAACCCCCGAUGGUGAUAGAUGACCUCUUUGAAGAUAUGAAGGAUGGAGUUAAACUGCUUGCACUUCUGGAAGUCCUAUCAGGGCAGAAACUGCCUUGCGAACAAGGGCGUCGGAUGAAGCGGAUCCAUGCUGUGGCAAACAUCGGCACAGCGCUCAGGUUCCUUGAAGGAAGGAAGUCCAUUUACAGAGGAUCACCGAUAAAGUUAGUCAACAUUAACGCCACAGAUAUAGCUGAUGGCCGGCCUGCAAUUGUCCUGGGAUUGGUGUGGACCAUUAUCCUCUAUUUCCAGAUAGAGGAGUUGACCAGUAACCUGCCAGCGCUACAGUCUUUGUCCAGUAGUGCUUCCUCCGUGGACAGCACUCUCAGCUCCGAGACAGCCAGUCCCCCCAGUAAAAGGAAAGUGGCCACCAAGAUCCAGGGAAAUGCUAAGAAGGCUUUAUUGAAGUGGGUUCAGUUCUCAGCAGCCAAGCAGACUGGAAUAGAAGUGAAGGACUUUGGGCGGAGUUGGCGAAAUGGAAUUGCCUUUCAUUCAGUCAUUCAUGCUAUCCGGCCAGAGCUCGUGGAUUUGGAAAAGAUAAAGGGAAGAUCCAAUCGAGAAAACCUGGAAGAAGCUUUCACCAUUGCUGAACUGGAACUGGGGAUCCCACGCUUACUAGAUCCAGAAGAUGUUGAUGUGGAUAAACCAGAUGAGAAGUCCAUCAUGACCUACGUGGCCCAGUUUCUGAAACACUAUCCUGACAUUUACAACACAGGCGCUGAUGAAUUGGAUAAUGAUGAAAUAUUUUCAACUUUUCCAACCUUUGCAAAUAGUACCCCUUAUUUAAAGAGAGAAGAAAGGCUAGUUUUGAAGGAAACAAAAGUCUGGAUCGACCAAUUUGAAAGGGAUUUGACAAGGGCACAGGUGGCAGAAUCAAAUUUACAGGAUAAAUACCAGUCAUUUAAACACUUCAGGGUUCAAUACGAGAUAAAAAGGAAACAGGUUGAACAUUUAAUACAGCCUUUACACAGAGAUGGCAAAUUGUCACUUGACCAAGCUCUGGUGAAACAGUCCUGGGAGAGAGUGUCCUCCAGGCUCUUUGAUUGGCACAUACAGCUUGAUAAAUCUCUUCCUGCUCCUCUGGGUACCAUAGGUGCCUGGUUAUACAGAGCAGAAGUGGCUUUAAGAGAGGAAAUAGCCAUUCACCAGGCCCAUGAGGAAACAGCAAACACAAUCCAACGGAAACUUGAGCAACACAAGGAUCUGCUGCAAAACACAGAUGCCCAUAAAAGAGCAUUCCAUGAGAUCUACCGGACCAGGACUGUUAAUGGAAUCCCUGUGCCUGCCGAUCAGCUAGAGGACAUGGCUGAGAGGUUUCAUUUUGUUUCCUCCACGUCUGAGCUACACUUAAUGAAAAUGGAAUUUCUAGAAUUAAAGUACCGUCUGCUCUCACUGCUAGUUCUUGCAGAGUCGAAGCUGAAGUCUUGGAUCAUCAAGUAUGGCAGGCGAGAGUCUGUGGAGCUGCUUCUGCAGAACUAUAUCUCUUUUAUAGAAAAUAGCAAGUUCUUUGAACAAUACGAAGUGACUUACCAGAUCUUGAAACAGACAGCUGAGAUGUAUGUCAGAGCUGAUGGCUCAGUGGAAGAGGCUGAGAAUGUGAUGAAAUUCAUGAAUGACACCACUGUCCAGUGGAGGAACCUCUCGGUAGAAGUCAGGAGUGUAAGGAGCAUGCUGGAGGAAGUAAUUGCCAACUGGGAUCGUUAUGGCAACACUGUGGAUAGCCUUCAAGCCUGGCUAGAGGAUGCUGAAAAAAUGCUGAGUGAAUCAGAACUUGCCAAAAAGGACUUUUUUCGAAAUUUGCCUCAUUGGAUUCAACAACACACAGCCAUGAAUGAUGCCGGCAACUUUCUCAUUGAAACAUGUGAUGAGAUGGUUUCCCGAGAUCUGAAACAGCAAUUACUCUUGCUGAACGGGAGAUGGAGAGACCUGUUUAUGGAAGUCAAGCAAUAUGCUCGAGCUGAUGAAAUGGACAGAAUGAAGAAAGAAUAUUCUGAUUGUGUCACUACCUUGACUGACUUUGCAACUGAAGCGCAUAGAAAAUUUUCAGAACCCUUAGACGUCUCUUUUAUGAAUGUCAAGCUAUUCAUUCAAGACUUGGAGGAUAUUGAGCAGAGGAUGCCUGUGAUGGAUGCACAGUACAAGAUAAUCACAAAGACGGGUCACCUCAUCACCAAAGAGAGCUCUCAAGAGGAGGCCAAGGAGAUGUUGACCACCAUGACCAGGCUCAAAGAGCAGCUCGCCAAGGUCAAAGAAUGUUGCCCUACGCUCCUUUCUGAGUCUCAGCAGCUGUUGGUUCCAUUGGAGGAACUGGAGAAGCAGAUGACUUUCUUCUAUGAGUCACUCGGGAAGAUCAAUGAAAUUAUCACUGUUCUAGAACGCGAGUCCCAAUCUAGUGCUCUUUUCAAACAAAAGCAUCAGGAACUGUUAGCUUGCCAAGAAGGCUGUAAGAAGACCAUGACCUUGAUAGAGAAAGGCAGUCAAAGUGUGCAGAAGUUUGUGACCUUGAGCAACAGGCUAAAGCAUUUUGACCAGACAAAGCUUCAGAGACAGAUGGCAGAUGUCCAUGUUGCUUUUCAGAAUAUGGUCAAGAAGACUGGAGAUUGGAAGAAACAUGUGGAAACCAACAGUCGCUUGAUGAAGAAAUUUGAAGAGUCUCGAGCUGAACUGGAGAAGGUGCUGCGGAUUGCUCAGGAGGGUUUGAAGGAAAAGGGAAACCCAGAGGAGCUUCUGAAGAAACACACUGAGUUUUUCAGUCAGCUGGACCAGAGGGUGCUGAAUGCUUUCCUGAAGGCUUGCGAUGAGCUCACAGACAUUCUCCCAGAGCAGGAGCAGCAAGGCCUACAGGAAGCUGUGAGGAAGCUCCACAAACAGUGGAAGGAUCUUCAAGGAGAAGCCCCCUACCAUUUGCUUCAUCUGAAGAUUGACGUGGAAAAGAAUAAAUUCUUGGCCUCCGUCGCAGAAUGCAGAGCAGAGCUAGACCGAGAGACCAAGCUGGUGUCCCAGGAGGGCAGUGAAAAGCUAAUUAAAGAACACCGGCUUUUCUUCAGUGACAAGGGCCCUCAUCAUGUCUGUGAGAAAAGGUUACAACUUGUUGAAGAAUUGUGCAUGAAGCUCCCAGUCCGGGACCCAGUGAGGAAUACGCCAGAGACUUGUCAGGCAACCCUCAAGGAGCUCAGGACAGCCAUUGACAGCACCUAUGCACAGCUGAUGGAUGACCCAGACAAAUGGAGGGACUUUACUAGCAGAAUUUCUGACUUAGCUUCUUGGAUAUCUGCGAAGGAAACACAACUGAAGGGGAUUGAGAGUGAAACCAUUGAUACUGCCAACCUUGGUGAGGUGAAACAGUCUGUGGAGGAGAUCAGAAAUGGUGUUACCAAAAAUGGAGAGACACUCAGUUGGCUGAAAUCCAGACUUAAGAUCUUGACUGAGGUUUCUUCUGAGAAUGAAGCUCAAAGGCAAGGAGAUGAAGUCGCCAAGCUUUCUAGUUCCUUCAAGGCUCUUGUGGCUUUGUUGUCAGAGGUUGAAAAGAUGUUAAGCAACUUUGGGGACUGUGUCCAGUACAAAGAGAUAGUCAAAAGUUCCCUUGAAGAUUUAAUUUCUGGCUCUAAGGAAGUCCAGGAAGAAGCUGAGAAGAUCUUGGACACUGAAAACCUUUUUGAAGCCCAGCAGUUACUUCUUCAUCACCAGCAAACGACAAAGAGGAUCUCUGCAAAGAAGAGGGACGUGCAGCAGCAGAUCGCGCAGGCCCAGCAGGGCGAGAAGGGGCUGGCUGGAGGAGUCCGGGAGGAGCUUCAGAAGCUGGAGAGCACCCUGGAAGGCAUGGAGCACGGCCGGGAGAAGCAGGAACGCCGGAUCCAAGUUACAUUGAGAAAAUGGGAACGAUUUGAAACCAACAAAGAGACAGUGGUCAGAUAUCUUUUUCAAACAGGUUCCAGCCAUGAGCGCUUCUUGAGUUUUAGCAGUUUGGAAAGCUUAUCUUCAGAACUGGAACAGACAAAGGAGUUUUCUAAAAGAACAGAAGGAAUUGCCAUCCAGGCCGAGAAUCUUGUGAAGGAAGCUGCUGAGAUACCGCUGGGGCCCAAGAAUAAGCAGUUGCUUCAGCAACAAGCAAAGUCAAUCAAAGAGCAAGUCAAAAAGUUAGAAGACACACUUGAAGAAGAUAUUAAAACCAUGGAAAUGGUGAAAAACAAGUGGGAUCAUUUUGGCAAUAAUUUUGAGACCUUGUCUACCUGGAUAACUGAGAAAGAAAAAGAACUCAAUGCCUUGGAAACUUCAUCAUCUGCUAUGGACAUGCAGAUCAACCAAAUUAAGGUCAUUAUUGAGGAAAUAGAAAGUAAGAGCUGCAGCAUGACAGGACUCGAAGAAGAAGCUCAGUCUUUUGCCCAGUUUAUUACAACUGGAGAAUCUGCUCGAAUCAAAGCCAAGUUGACCCAAAUAAGAAGGUACUGGGAAGAGCUCAGAGAACACGCCAAGUGUCUGGAAGGAACAAUGCUGGGACAUUUAUCCCAACAGCAGAAGUUUGAAGAGAAUCUUCACCAGAUCCUACAGUCUGUGUCUGAAUUUGAAGAGAAACUUGCUGAUCCAAUUAAAAUAUGUUCUUCAGCUACAGAAACAUACAAAGUUCUUCAAGAGCAUAUGGACAUCUGUCAGUCUCUGGAGUCCUUGGCCAGUGCAGUGGCUGCUGUCUCUGCCAGUGCCCGCAAGAUCCCUAGCAGAGAGUCCUCACUAAAGGAGGCAGCUGAGCUGCAGCAGAGGUACCAGGGGAUACUGAGUCAGGCUAAGGACAGGCAGAUGGUCCUGGAGAAGCUGCUAGCCCACUGGCAGAGGUUAGAGAAGGAACUGUCAACCUUUAUGACCUGGUUAGAGCGGUGUGAAGCCAUAGCCAGUUCCCCGGAGAUGGAAAUUUCUGCAGACAGAGUCAAAGUGGAAAGUGAACUUCAGUUGACACAGGCACUGCAAAAUGAAGUUGUAUCCCAGGCCUCCACGUAUAGCAAUCUUUUGCAACUGAAGGAAAUACUCUUCUCUGUGGCCUCCAAAGAUGAUGUCAAGGUGAUGAAACUACAUUUGGAGCAGCUGGACGAGCGAUGGAGAGAUUUGCCACAGAUCAUUAGCAAGAGGAUUAAUUUUCUUCAGUCUGUGGUUGCUGAGCACCAGCAAUUUGAUGAACUGCUGCUCUCCUUCUCUGUCUGGAUCAAGCUAUUUCUCAAUGAAUUACAAACAUCUUCGGAGAUCAAUAUGACGGACCACCAUGCAGCUCUCACUAGGCACAAGGACCACGCGGCCGAGGUGGAGAGCAAACGGGGCGAGCUGCAGAGCUUGCGGGCUCACCUGGCAAAGCUGUGCGCCCUGGGCCGCGCCGAGGACCACCAUCUCCUGCAGGGCAAGGCGGAGGACUGUUUCCAGCUGUUCGAAGAGGCCAGCCAGGUGGUGCAGAGGCGGCAGCUGGCCCUGGCGCAGCUGGCUGAGUUCCUGCACAGUCAUGCCUCUCUGGUAGGGCAGCUGCACCGGCUGAGGCAGGCCGUGGAGGCCACGCACAGCAUGAGCAAGAAGCAGUCGGCCGCGCUCAAGAAGGACCUGGGUGGGGCCGUCCGAGAUGCAAAGGCCCUGGGGUCUGCUGCCAUCGGGCUGGAUGGCACCCUCACCAAAGCCCAAUACCGUCUGAAAAGCGGGGGUUCAGAGCAGAGGACCUCCUGCAGGACUGCGGCCGAUCACCUCAGUCUGGAGCUUGAGAAGAUCCAGAAUCUUCUGGGAAGCAAGCAGAGCGAGGCGGAGGCCCUGGCUGCGCUGAGAAGAGCCUUCCAAGACCAGAGAGAGGAGCUCCUGAAGAGCCUCGAGGACAUAGAGGAACGGGCCGACAGGGAGCAGGGGAAAGAACCAGCCCGCCACGCCCUCCCGCAGAGGUUGAGAGUCUUCAAUCAGUUAGAAGAUGAAUUGAAUUCUCAUGAGCAUGAGCUUUGUUGGUUGAAAGACAAAGCUAAGCAAAUUGCCCAGAAAGAUGUAGCAUUGGCACCUGAAGUUGAUAGGGACAUAAACCGCCUAGAAGUAAUGUGGGAUGAUACCAAAAAAUUAAUUCAUGAAAACCAGAGUCAGUGCAGUGGACUCAUUGACUUAGUAAGAGAAUAUCAAAACUUCAAGUCAGCUGUAUCAAAAGUCCUAGAAAACGCCAGCAAUGUGAUUGCUAUCAGAACUACUAUAAAAGAUCAGGAGGAUCUUAAAUGGACUUUAUCUAAGCAUGAAACUGCCAAGAAUGAAAUGUAUAAUAAACAGAAAGAACUGGAUAGCUUUACCAGCAAAGGAAAACAGUUGCUGUCUGAGCUGAAGAACAUUCACAGUGGUGAUUUUGUCUUGGUGAAAACAGACAUGGAAAGUGCUGUGGACAAAUGGUUGGAUGUCUCUGAAAAAAUCGACGAGAACAUGGACAGGCUAAGGGCCAGUCUGUCCAUCUGGGACAAUGUGCUUUCAAGUAAAGAAGACAUUGAUGGAUGGUCGAACAAUUCAGUUCCACAGCUGGCUGACAGCAUCAACAAUCUGAACAACAGCCUCAAAGCAGAAAAAUUUCUCAAGGAAUUUGAGUCUGAAGUUAAAAGCAAAGCACUGAAAUUGGAAGACCUUCAUUCUAAAGUGAAUGAUCUUAAAGAAUUAACUAAAAAUCCAGAAACACCACCAGACCUUCAGUUUAUAGAAGCAGACUUAAGGCAGAAACUGGAGCAUGCCAAAGAAAUUACUGAAGAAGCAAAAGGAACGUUGAAAGAUUUCACUGCUCAAAGUACUCAAGUGGAGAAAUUUAUCAAUGAGCUAACAACUCAGUUGACAAAACUAGAAGAAUCAUUGAUGAACUGUGCCCAAACUGAGACUUGCGAAGGGCUGCAGAAAGUGAAGGAAGUACAAAAAGAACUUCAAAGCCAGCAAAGCAGCAUUAGCUCAACCCAAGAAAAUCUCAACGGUCUGUGCCGCAAGUACCACUCGGUGGAGCUUGAGAGGCUGGGCAGUGCACUGACGGGACUCAUCAAGAAACAUGAAGCCGCGAGCCAGCUGUGCUCCAGAACCCAGGCCAGCCUGCAGGACUCUCUGGAGAAACACUUCAACGAGUCGAUGCAGGAAUUCCAGGAAUGGUUUUCUGGAAUAAAAGCAGCAGCUAGAGCAUCGUCAGAUAGAACUGGUGACAGCAAAGUUCUAGAGGCAAAGCUCCAAGAUCUUCAGAACAUUCUGGACUCAGUGAGAGAUGGGCAGAGCAAGCUGGAUGCUGUGACCCAGGAGGGACAAACAUUGUAUGCACAUUUGUCUAAACAAGUGGUCAGUAGCAUUCAGGAGCAAAUUACGAAGGCUAAUGAGGAAUUCCAAGCAUUCCUGAAACAGUGCCUUAAAGACAGACAAGCUCUGCAGGACUGCGCCUUAGAGCUCGGGAGUUUUGAGGAUCAACACAGAAAACUGAACUUAUGGAUUCAUGAAAUGGGUGAAAGAUUAAGUACAGAAAACCUAGGAGAGACUAAACAGCACAUUCCAGAGAAGAAAAAUGAAGUCCGUAAAGUUGAAAUGUUUCUGGGAGAACUAUUGGCUGCAAGAGAGUCACUUGAUAAGCUUUCCCAGCGAGGACAGCUCCUCAGUGAGGACGGCCGUGGGGGUGGCAAGGAGGGGCGACUCUGCUCCCAGCUCUUCUCUACCUACCAGAACCUGCUCAGAAUGACCAAGGAGAAGCUCCGGGGCUGUCAGCUGGCCCUGCAGGAGCAUGAGGGGCUGGAGGAGGCCCUGCAGGGCAUGUGGUCCUGGGUGAAAGGAGUGCAGGACAGACUGUCCUGCGCAGAGAGCACGACCGGAAGCAAGGAUGCCCUGGAAAAACGACUCUCCCAAAUCCAGGAUAUUCUUCUGAUGAAAGGGGAAGGGGAAGUUAAAUUGAAUAUGGCGAUUGGCAAAGGAGAACAGGCCUUGAGAAGUAGCAACAAAGAGGGCCAGAAGGUGAUUCAGACUCAGCUUCAGACCCUGAAAGACGUGUGGGCUAACAUCAUGAGCUCUGCAGUCUAUGCUCAGAGCACUUUGGAGUCCGUGAUCAGUCAGUGGAAUGACUAUCUAGAAUGGAAAAACCAACUGGAGCAGUGGAUGGAGUCUGUGGAUCGGAAAGUAGAACACCCCUUAGAACCGCAGCCGGGGCUGAAAGAGAAGUUCGCCCUUCUGGACCAUUUUCAGGGCAUUGUGUCAGAGGCAGAAGACCAUGUGGGAGCCCUGCACCGCCUCACCGCAAAAGCCAGGGAGCUCUUCCAGAAAACUGAAGACGAGUCUCUCAAGGAAGCUGCCCAGGAGGAACUAAAAACACAGUUUAAUGACAUAACCACGGUUGCCAAGGAGAAGAUGCGGAAGGUGGAAGAGCUGGUGAAAGAUCACCUCAUGUAUCUGGAUGCAGUCCAGGAAUUCACUGAUUGGCUUCAUUCAGCAAAGGAAGAGCUUCAUCGCUGGUCAGAUAUGUCUGGAGAUUCCUCGGCCACUCAAAAAAAGUUGUCCAAAAUUAAGGAGCUGAUGGAUUCCAGAGAGAUUGGUGCGAGCCGCCUGGGCCGAGUGGAGGCGCUGGCCCCGGCCGUGAAACAGAACACAAGCGCCGGUGGGUGUGAGCGGCUGGACACAGAGAUGCAGGCCCUGCGUGCCGACUGGAAGCAGUGGGAAGACAGUGUGCUGCAGACGCAGAGCAGCCUGGAGAACCUGGUGAGCCAGAUGGCCCUCUCUGAGCAGGAGUUCUCUGGUCAAGUGGCUCGGCUGGAAGAAGCCCUGGGACAGUUCCAUGCCCUGCUGAGCACCUGGGCCCAGGAAUUAACCCUCCUGGAAGGCAAGAACACAGACGCGGAGAUAGUGGAAUCCUGGCAGAAAGGACAAGAGAUACUCGAUGCACUUCAUAAAGCAGAACCUAAGACCGAGGAUCUCAAGUCUCAAUUGAAUGAACUUUGUCGAUUUUCCAGGGACCUGAGCACAUACAGUGGGAAGGUUUCUGGCUUGAUUAAAGAAUAUAAUCGCCUUUGCUUACAAGCUUCCAAGGGCUGUCAGAAUAAAGAGGAGAUUUUACAGCAAAGGUUUCGAAGAGCCUUCAAGGAUUUCCAGCAAUGGUUGGUUAAUGCAAAAAUCACUACAGCCAAAUGUUUUGAUAUACCUCAAAAUAUUAAUGAAGUUUCAACUAGUCUUCAAAAAAUACAGGAAUUUUUGUCAGAAAGUGAAAAUGGACAGCAUAAGCUAAACAUGAUGCUAUCAAAAGGUGAACUUUUGAGUACUUUGUUGACCAAAGAAAAAGCUAAUGGCAUCCAAGCCAAAAUUGCAUCUGCAAAAGAAGAUUGGAAAAAUUUUCAUUCAAAUCUCCACCAAAAGGAAUCUGCCCUGGAGAAUCUAAAGGUCCAGAUGAAGGACUUUGAAGUCAGUGCGGAGCCUCUGCAGGAGUGGCUGAGCAAAACUGAGAAGAUGGUUCACGAAAGCAGCAAUCGGCUCUACGACCUGCCGGCCAAGAGGCGAGAGCAGCAGAAGCUCCAGUCUGUCCUUGAGGAAAUAAAGUGCUACGAGCCUCAGCUCAACAGGCUCAAAGAGAAAGCUCAGCAGCUGUGGGAAGGACAAGCUGCCAGCAAGAGCUUUAUGCACAGAGUGUCGCAGCUGGCCUCUCAGUAUCUAGCACUAAGCAACCUAACCAAGGAGAAAGUGUCGAGGUUGGAUCGGAUUGUGGCCGAGCACCAGCAGCUCUCGCUCGGGAUGAAGGAGCUGCAAGACUGGAUGACGGAUGCUGUACACAUGCUGGACUCUUACUGCCACCCCACAUCGGAUAAGAGCGUGCUGGACAGCCGGCUGCUCAAACUCGAGGCGCUGUUAUCAGUGAAGCAGGAAAAGGAGAUCCAGAUGAAGAUGAUCAUGACCAGGGGCGAGUCUGUCCUGCAGAACACCUCUCCCGAGGGCUCGCCGGCACUGCUGCAGCAGCUGCAGGCUGUGAAGGACACCUGGGCCUCCCUUCUGUCCACAGGAAUUCGGUGUAAGAGUCAACUCGAAGGAGCUCUUUCUAAGUGGACCAGCUAUCAGGAUGACGUUCGACAGUUUUCCAGCUGGAUGGACAGCGUGGAAGCCAGCCUGGAGGAUUCUGAACGGCAGCGGGCAGAGCUACGGGAGAAGACUGCUGCCCUGGGGAACGCCAAGUUAUUGAAUGAAGAAGUGCUAAGUCACAGUACGUUGAUGGAGACCAUAGAAGCCAAAGGGGCUGCCAUGACCGAGCACUAUGUCACCCAGCUGGAAUUCCAGGAUCUACAGGAGCGAUAUAGAGCCAUCAAAGAGAGAGCUGAGGAAGCCAUCACCAAAUCUGAAAAACUCGUUCGCCUACAUCAAGAGUAUCAGCGAAACCUGCAGGCUUUUGAGGUUUGGCUGCGGCAAGAGCAAGAAAAACUGGAUCGAUACUCAGUUCUUGAAGGAGAUGCACAGACCCAGGAGACAACAUUGCGGGAUCUUCAGGAACUCCAGGUACGCUGUGCGGAGGGCCAGGCGCUGCUGAACUCGGCACUGCACGCCAGAGAGGAUGUGAUCCCCUCGGGCCUUCCGCAGACAGAGGAUCGGGCCUUGGAAUCGCUCCGCCAGGAUUGGCAGGCUUACCAGCAGAGGCUGUUGGAAACCCGGACUCAGUUCAAUAAUGUCGUGAACAAGCUGCGGCUCAUCGACCAGAAGUUUCAGCAAGUGGAUGAAUGGCUGAAACCCCUGGAGGAGAAAGUGAGUCUCAGAAGCGGACGUCAGUCCAACCGGGCUGCCAAGGAGAUGCAGUUACAUCAGAUGAAGAAGUGGCAUGAGGGAGUCGUUGCCUACAGGGAUGAAGUGGAGGAGGUUGGAGCUCGGGCACAGGAGAUCCUUGACGAGAGGCGUGUGAGCAGCCGUCUGGGCUGCCAGGCCACUCAGCUCACAUCCAGAUACCAGGCCCUUCUCCUACAAGUGCUGGAACACAUCAAAUUCCUGGAGGAAGAGAUCCAGAGUUUGGAAGAAUCGGAAUCAUCCCUAAGUUCCUAUUCAGACUGGUUCCACUCGACGCAGAAAAACUUCAAGAACGUGGCUGUCAAAAUUGACAAAGUGGAUAAGGCGAUGAUGGGGAAAAAAAUGAAGGCUUUGGAGGGCUUGCUGAAAGACAUGGAGAAAGGCCACAGUUUGCUGAAAUCGGCUCGGGAGAAAGGCGAGCAAGCACUGCAGUACUUGGAGGAUGGAGAGGCAGAAACACUGCGGCAAGAGAUCCACAGUCACAUGGAGCAGCUGAAGGAGCUGACCAGCACAGUCCGGAAGGAGCACAUGACUGUGGAGAAAGGCCUGCAUUUGGCCAAAGAGUUCUCGGAUAAAUACAAAGCACUGACACAAUGGAUAGCAGAGUCCCAAGAGAUCCUACAGGGUCCGGAAGAAGCCAAGAUGGAGCUAUAUGAGAAAAAAGCUCAGUUGUCCAAAUACAAGUCACUUCAACAAAUGGUGCUGUCCCAUGAGCCCUCUGUAAAAUCCGUGCAAGAAAAAGGAGAAGCUCUUCUGGAACUGGUGCAGGAUGUUACUUUAAAGGACAAAAUCGAUCAACUGCAAAGUGAUUACCAGGCCCUCUGCACUUCAGGAAAGGAGCAUGUUUGCAGUCUUGAAGUCAAAGUUAAGGACCACGAAGAUUACAACAGUGAGCUCCAAGAGGUGGAGAAGUGGCUCUUGCAAAUGUCGGGCAGGCUGGUGGCACCAGAUCUCAUGGAGACUGGCAGUCUGGAGACCAUCACGCAACAACUCGCCCACCACAAGGCAAUGAUGGAAGAAAUUGCUGGUUUUGAAGAACGUUUGGACAAUCUUAAAAUGAAAGGCGACAACUUGAUCAGCCAAUGUGCAGACCACCUUCAAGCGAAACUGAAACAGAAUGUGCAAGGACAUCUGCAGGGCACGAAGGAUAGUUACUCCGCCAUCUGCAGCACAGCCCAGAGGGUGUACCAGAGUCUGGAACACGAGCUUCAGAAGCACGUGAGCCGACAGGACACUCUCCAGCAGUGCCAGGCCUGGCUCUCCGCGGUGCAGCCUGACUUGCAACCCAGUCCACAUCCUCCUCCGAGCAGAGCAGAAGCCAUGAAACAGGUCAAACACUUCCGAGCUUUGCAAGAACAGGCCAGGACCUACUUAGAUCUCCUGUGUUCCAUGUGUGACCUGUCAAACUCCUCAGUGAAAGCCACGGCCAAAGACAUUCAACAAACAGAGCAAAAGAUUGAAGAAAGACUGACCCAGGCACAGAACCUCACUCAGGGCUGGGAGGAAAUCAAGCGCCUGAAAGCUGAGCUUUGGAUUUAUCUCCAGGAUGCUGACCAGCAGUUGCAGAACAUGAAGAGGAGACAUUCAGAGCUGGAGCUCAAUAUUGCUCAGAAUAUGGUUUCCCAAGUCAAGGAGUUUGUUAAGAAGCUGCAAAGCAAACAGGCUUCGGUGGCAGCGAUUACGGAAAAGGUGAAUAAGUUAACGAAGCAGCAGGAGUCCCCUGAACACAAGGAGAUCGCCCAUCUGAACGACCAGUGGCAGGAGCUAUGUGGCCAGGCCAGCGCACUGAGUCUGCAGAGGGAAGAGGACCUUCAGAGGACAAGAGAUUACCACGAGCGCAUGAACGUUGUGGAAGCCUUCUUAGAAAAAUUCACGACGGAAUGGGAUAGCUUGGCCAGGACUGAUGCAGAGAGCACUGCAACCCACCUGGAUGUGCUGAAACAGCUGACGUUGUCGAUGCAGGAGCAAGAGCCGGCCGUGGAGGAGCUGAAGGCCCAAAAGCAGAAGCUGAUGGAGCAUCUGAACUUAGAUGACCAGGAGCUAGUCAAGGAGCAGACGGGCCACCUGGAGCAGCGCUGGCGGCAGCUCGAGGACCUGGUGAAGCGGAAAAUCCAGGUGUCCGUCAACAACCUGGAGGAACUGAACGUGGUGCAGGCGCGGCUCCGGGAACUGAUGGAGUGGGCAGUGGAGCAGCAGCCCGGCAUGGCCGAGGCCCUGCAGCAGAGCCCGCCACCCGACAUGGCUCAGAGCCUUCUCCUGGACCACCUCUCCCUCUGCAGUGAGCUGGAGGCCAAACAGAUCCUCCUCAAGUCCCUCACCAAGGACGCCGACAGGGUGAUGGCUGAUCUGGGCCUCAACGAGCGCCAGGUCAUCCAGAAGGCCCUGUCUGAGGCCCAAGGGCACGUGAACUGCCUUGGCGACUUAGUGGGCCAGAGACGCAAGUACCUGAACAAGGCGCUGUCUGAGAAAACCCAGUUCCUCAUGGCUGUGUUCCAGGCCACCAGCCAAAUCCAGCAACACGAGCGGAAGAUCAUGUUCCGGGAUCACAUCUGCCUCUUGCCAGAUGAUGUGAGCAAACAGGUGAAAACGUGCAAGGGGGCCCAGGCCAGCCUCAAGACGUACCAGACGGAAGUCACGGGCCUGUGGGCCCAGGGCCGGGAUGUGAUGAAAGGGAUCACAGAGCAGGAGAAGACAGAGGUGCUGGGGAAACUGCAAGAACUACAGAGUGUCUAUGAUAGCGUUCUCCACAAGUGCAGUCAGCGGCUGCAGGAGCUGGAGAAGAGUUUGGUGUCCAGGAAGCACUUUAAGGAAGAUUUCGAUAAAGCCUGCCACUGGCUCAAGCAGGCGGACAUCGUCACGUUCCCCGAAAUCAACCUCAUGAACGAGAGCACCGAGCUGCAGACGCAGCUGGCCAGGUACCAACACAUCCUGGAGCAGUCUCCGGAGUACGAGAACCUCCUGCUGACGCUGCAGCGAGCCGGCCAGGCCAUCCUGCCCACGCUGAACGAAGUGGACCACGCCUACCUCAGCGAGAAGCUCAGUGCCUUGCCCCAGCAGUUCAACGUCAUCGUGGCUUUGGCCAAAGACAAGUACUACAAAGUGCAGGAGGCCACGCUGGCGCGGAAGGAGUAUGCAUCACUCAUCGAGCUCACCAGCCAGUCACUGCAGGACCUGGAAGAGCGUUUCCUGCAAAUGAGCCGAGUCCCAACGCAGCUGGCCACGGAGGAGGCCCUGGCCCUCCAGGAGGCCUGCAGGACCCUCGUGGGCGAGGUGGCCGGCCUCGGCGCCGCCGUGGACGAGCUGAACCAGAAGAAGGAAAGCUUUCGCAGCACCGGGCAACCGUGGCUGGCGGACAAGAUGUUGCAGCUGCUCACCUCGUACCACAGGCUGAAGCGACAGACGGAGCAAAGGCUCAGCUUCCUGGAGGACACCGUGGGCGCGUACCAGGAGCACGAGAAGUUGCAGCAGCAGCUGCAGAAGCAGCUGGAGGCCGUGAGGGCCGAGCAGGGCAAAGUGAACGAGGAGACGCUGCCCGCGGAGGAGAAGCUCCAGAUGUACCACGCGCUGGCGGGCAGCGUCCAGGAUUCGGGGACCCUGCUGAAGCGCGUGGCCGAGCACCUGGAAGAGCUGCUCCCCCACCUGGACCCCGGCGCCCACCAACGGGCCCAGCUGCAGCUGGACGCCUGGCGCGAGGAACUGCGGGGACUGACCGCGGCCAUCGGCGUCACGGUGACCGAGUGCGAGCGUCGCCUGGUGCAGAGCCGCGACUUCCAGACGGAGAUGAGCCGCUCCCGGGACUGGCUGAGGGGCGUCAAGGAAGAGCUGGGCGGGCCGCUGGGCCUGGAGCUGAGCCUGCAGGAACUGCAGGAGGAGAUCAGGAAGAUGCAGAUCCAGCAGGAGGAGGUGCAGUCGCGCCUGCGCAUCAUGCAGGCGCUGAGCGACAAGGAGACGGAGCGCGUGGCCCGGGCCAAGGAGCUGGUGUCGCCCGAGCUGCAGCGCACCCUGGCCGAGCUGGCCGAGUUGCAGAGCGCCGUGGAGGAAGCGCUGCGCGCCCGGCAGGCUACCUUGACUGAAAUAUACGGUCAAUGUCAAAGGUACUAUCAAGUGUUCCAAGCGGCUAAUGAUUGGCUGGAGGAUGCCCAGGAAAUGAUGCAGCUCACAGGCCACGGCCUGGAUGUGGAGAGUGCAGAGGAGAAUCUCAAAAGUCACAUGGAGUUUUUCAGCACAGAGGCUCAGUUUCAAAGUAAUCUGGAGGAGCUCCAAGGCUUGGUGGCCAACCUGGACCCCCUCAUCAAGCCCAGCGGGAAAGAGGGUCUGGCCCAGAAACUGGCAUCCCUGCAAGAGAAGAGCCAGAGACUCACGCAGGACUCCCACGCCCAGUUAGAUCUCCUGCAGAGAUGCACAGUCCAGUGGCAGGAUUACCAGAAAGCCAGGGAAGAGGUUAUCACAUUGAUGAAUGAUGCGGAAAAGAAGUUGUCUGAGUUUUCGCUGUUGAAAACGUCUUCUGGUCAGGAAGCAGAAGGGAAAUUGUCAGAGCACAAGGACUUAGUGUCACUAGUGAACUCUUUCCAUGAGAAAAUUGUGGCCCUUGAAGAGAAGGCUUCACAUCUGGAAAAGGCUGGCAGUGACGCCAGCAAGGCCACCAUUGGCAGGUCCACGACCACCGUGUGGCAGCGCUGGGCACGUCUCCGUGCAGUGGCCCAGGACCAGGAGAAGAUUCUGGAAGAUGCUGUGGAUGAGUGGAAGAGUUUUAACAGCAAGGUUAAGAAAGCUACGGAAAAGAUUGAUGAGCUGCAAGACAAAUUGCCUGGAAGUUCAGCAGAGAAAGCUUCAAAAACUGAGCUCAUAAGUCUCCUGGAAUCUCAGGACACCUUCUUCCUGGAGCUGGAGGAACAGCAGGCGGCCUUGGGCAUGUUGCAGCAACAAGCUCUGAGCAUGCUCCAGGAUGGGACCACCCCCUCCACUGGGGAAGAGUUACCCCCAGUGCAGGAAAUCACAGCAAUGCAAGAUCGGUGCUUAAACAUGCAGGAGAAAAUAAAAAGCAACGGAAAUCUGGUGAAACAGGAGCUGAAGGAGCGAGAAAUGGUGGAAACUCAAAUCAACUCUGUGAAAUCUUGGGUUCGAGAGACGAAGGAGUAUUUGGAGAAUCCAACAAUAGAAAUAGAUGCUCAACUUGAAGAACUUAAGAUUCUCCUAACAGAAGUCACAAAUCACCGUCAGAAAAUUGAGAUGACGGCUGAAGAACAGAAGACUAAGUACCUGGGUCUGAACACUAUAUUACCUGCGGAACUUUCCCUCCAGCUGGCCGAAGUGGCAUUGGACCUCGGGACCAUCCAUGAUCAGAUCCAGGGCAAAGUAAAAGAAGUUGAACAGAGCAAGGCCAUGAGCCAGGAAUACAACCAGCAAAUACAGAAGGUAGCCAAAGACCUCACGACUAUUCUAACAAAGCUGAGAGCUAAGACUGAUGAUUUAGACCAAGCUAGAACUGACCAAAAGGCACUAGGAGAGGAGUUAGAUGGCUGUAACCUGAAGCUAAUGGAAUUAGAUGAGGCGGUGCAGAAAUUCUCAGAAGAGAAUGGCCAGCUUGGUAAGCCACUGGCCAAGAAGAUAGGAAAGGUGACUGAACUUCACCAGCAAACCAUUAGACAGGCUGAGAACCGGCUCUCCAAGCUCGGUCAGGCAGCAUCCUACUUGGAAGAUUACAAUGAAAUGCUCAAGUCAAUUUUGAAGUGGAUUGAGAAAGCUAAGGUCUUGGUACAAGGAAAGAUCGUGUGGAAUUCUGCAAGCCAACUUCGGGAGCAGUACGUUUCACAUCAGACGCUGCUGGAAGAAUCAGAAGCAAUUCAUGGUGACCUGGAAAUGAUGGCUGAGAAAAUCCAGUGUCUCGCCAGUGUGUACUGUACAGAAAAACUGUCUCAGCAAGUGGCAGAACUGGGACGGGAGACUGGGGAGUUACGGCAGCUGCUCAAAACACGUCUGCAGAGCCUCCAGGAUGCUGCCAAGGACAUGAAAAAAUUCGAAACUGAGCUUAGAAACUUACAAGCUGCCUUAGAGCAAGCCCAGACAACCCUGACUUCCCCGGAAGUAGGUCGGCUGAGUCUUAAGGAGCAGCUGUCUCAUCGACAGCAUCUGCUGUCUGAGAUGGAAUCGCUCAAGCCCAAGGUCCAGGCGGUGCAGUUAUGCCAGAGUGCGCUCCGGAUCCCUGAGGACGUGGUCACCAGCCUGCCCCUGUGCCACGCUGCCCUGCGCCUGCAGGAGGAGGCCAGCCGGCUGCAGCACUCGGCCAUUCAGCAAUGCAACAUCAUGCAGGAGGCCGUGGUACAGUAUGAACAGUACGAGCAGGAAAUGCAGCACCUCCAGGAGCUCAUCGAAGGUGCUCACAGAGAGAUCGAGGAUAAACCUGUGGCCAGCAGUAACAUCCAAGAGCUGCAAGCCCAGAUUUCCCGGCAUGAGGAGCUGGCUCAGAAAAUCAAGGGCUACCAGGAGCAGAUCGCUUCCCUGAACUCCAAGUGCAAGAUGCUGACGAUGAAGGCCAAGCACGCCACCAUGCUGCUCACAGUGACCGAGGUGGAGGGGCUGGCGGAAGGCGCCGAGGACCUGGCCGGGGAGCUCCUCCCCGCGACCUCAGCCCACCCCUCUGUGGUCAUGGUGACUGCAGGUCGCUGUCACACUUUGCUGUCACCUGUCAAUGAGGAAUCUGGGGAGGAGGGAACCAACAGUGAGAUUUCUUCUCCACCUGCCUGUCGCUCCCCUUCACCUGUGGCUAAUCCAGAGGCUUCUGUUAACCAGGACAUUGCUUAUUACCAAGCGUUGUCUGCCGAGGGCUUGCAGACAGAUCCCGCCAGCAUUCUCCCCAUGACUUCUCCCGCGCAGGAGUUGUAUGAGCCAGGACUGGAACCAGCUGCCACUGCUAAACUCGAUGAUUUGCAGCGUUCUUGGGAAACCUUAAAGAAUGUGAUCAGUGAGAAGCAGCGGACGCUCUAUGAAGCUUUGGAACGCCAGCAGAAGUACCAGGAUGCCCUCCAGUCCAUCUCCACAAAAAUGGAAGCUAUCGAGAUGAAACUCAGCGAGAGCCUCGAGAGGGGUAGAAGUCCCGAGAGCCAAAUGGCCGAGCAUCAGGCGCUGAUGGACGAAAUUCUGAUGCUUCAAGAGGAAAUCAGUGAGCUGCAGUCGUCCCUGGCGGAUGAGCUGGUGUCCGAGUGCCCAGAGUCAGACCCCGCCGAGCAGCUGGCCCUGCAGUCCACACUGACCGUCUUGGCCGAGCGCAUGUCCACCAUCAAGAUGAAGGCGUCAGGAAAGCGACAGCUUUUGGAGGAGAAACUGAAUGAGCAGCUAGAGGAGCAGCGGCAGGAACAAGCUCUGCAGAGGUACCGCUGUGAGGCUGACGAGCUGGACCACUGGCUCCUGAGCACGAAGGCCACGCUGGACGUGGCGCUGGCCACUCCCACGGAGCCCAUGGACAUGGAGGCCCAGCUGGUGGACUGCCAGAACAUGCUGGGGGAGAUCGAGCAGAAGGUGGUGGCGCUGUCAGAGCUGUCGGUGCACAACGAGAACCUGCUGCUGGAGGGGAAGGCGCAUACCAGGGGCGAGGCUGAGCAGCUGGCCGGGAAACUGCGCACACUCAAAGGGAGCCUCCUGGAGCUGCAGCGCGCCCUGCACGACAAGCAGCUCACCAUGCAGGGAACAGCACAAGAGAAAGAGGAGAAGGAAGCGGACCUCGCGACCACCCAGUGUCCCGGAGUCCAGGAAUGGUUGGCCCAGGCCCGUACCACGUGGACCCACCAGCGUGAGAACAGCCUCCAGCAACAAAAAGAGUUAGAACAAGAAUUAGCUGAGCAGAAGAACCUUCUGCGGUCAGUAGCCAGCCGCGGAGAGGAAAUUUUAACCCAACACUCGGCAGCAGAGGCCACUGGUGGCACUGGCGAAAAACCUGAUGUGUUGUCCCAGGAGGCGGGGCUGGAAGGUGAGAAGUCACCCGCUGAAGACCGGAUGAGAAAGAAAUGGGAAAGCCUACAUCAAGAGUUUAGCACCAAGCAGAAAUUACUGCAGAAUGUUCUGGAACAGGAGCAAGAGCAAGUGCUUUUCAGCAGACCAAACCGGCUGCUGGCAGGGGUACCACUGUACAAAGGGGAUGGGCAACCGCAAGAUAAAUCUGCAGUGACGUCUCUGCUGGAUGGACUGAAUCAGGCCUUCGAGGAGGUCUCUUCCCAGGGGGGAGGGACAAAGACACAAAAUAUUCAAUUGGAGCGUCAGUUAUACGAUGGGGUCUCGGCCACCUCUACAUGGUUGGAUGAUGUUGAAGAGCGUUUAUUUGUUGCUACGGCACUUUUACCGGAAGAGACAGAAACCUGCAUUUCCACGCAAGAGACUCUUGCCAAAGAUAUUAAGGAAAUGUCUGAAGAAAUGGACAAGAACAAGAACUUGUUUUCCCAAGCAUUUCCAGAGAAUGGAGAUAACCGUGAUGUUAUUGAAGAUACUCUGGGUUGUCUAGUGGGUAGAUUGUCCUUGCUGGACUCAGUAGUAAAUCAGCGAUGCCAUCAGAUGAAGGAGAGACUCCAGCAAAUACUCAGUUUCCAGAAUGACCUGAAGGUGCUGUUUACAUCACUGGCUGACAACAAGUACCUUGUUCUACAGAAACUGGCAAAUGUGUUUGAACAGCCCGUGGGGGAGCAAAUUGAGGCAAUACAGCAGGCGGAAGAGGGCCUGAAGGAAUUGGAUGCAGGGAUCCUUGAACUGAAGAGGCGAGGUGACAAGUUACAGAUCGAGCAGCCUUCUCUGCAAGAACUCUCCAAGCUCCAGGACAUGUAUGACGAGCUGAUGAUGACCAUUGGCUCCCGGCGGGCUGGUCUGAACCAGAACCUUGCCCUCAAGAGUCAGUAUGAAAAGACCCUGCAGGAUCUGGCUGACCUCCUCCAGACUGGACGCGAGAAGAUGGCAGGAGACCAGAAGGUUAUCGUGUCUUCCAAAGAGGAAGUCCAGCAGCUUCUUGACAAACAUAAGGAAUACUUCCAGGGGCUGGAGUCUCACAUGAUCCUGACAGAAACGCUCUUCAGGAAGAUAAUCAGCUUUGCUGUCCCACGGGAAACGCAGUUUCAUGCCGAGCUGAUGGCGCAGGCUUCCUCGGUGCUGAAAAAGGCUCACAAGAGGGGUGUGGAGUUGGAGUACGUUCUGGAGACCUGGUCCCAUGUUGAGGAGGAACACCAGGAGCUCAGCCGGCAACUGGAGGUGGUGGAAGGCAGCACCCCGAGUGUGGGUCUGGUGGAGGAGAGUGAGGACCGCCUAGUCGACAGAAUCGCGCUCUACCAGCAUUUGAAAGCCAGCCUUAAUGAAGACCAGCCUAAAUUAUAUCAGGUAUUAGACGAUGGGAAACGACUUCUCAUCUCCGUUAGCUGCUCAGAGCUUGAAAGUCAGCUCAAUCAGCUCGGAGAGCGCUGGUUAAAUAACACCAACAAAGUGUCCAAGGAGCUCCACAGACUGGAAACGAUACUGAAGCACUGGACCAGGUAUCAAAGUGAAUCUGCAGAACUCAUUCAAUGGUUGCAGUUUGCAAAAGACAGGCUAGAAUUUUGGGCUCAGCAAUCAGUAACUGUCCCCCAAGAACUGGAAAUGGUGCGUGACCACCUGAAUGCUUUCUUGGAGUUUUCCAAAGAAGUGGAUGCCAAAUCUGCCCUGAAAUCAUCGGUUCUGAGCACGGGGAAUCAGCUUCUUCGGUUGAAGAAAGUGGACACGGCUGCCCUGCGUUCUGAGCUGUCGCACAUUGAUACCCAGUGGACAGACUUGCUGACCAAUAUUCCUGCAGUCCAGGAGAAGCUCCACCAGCUGCAGAUGGAUAAGCUACCUUCUCGUCAUGCUAUUUCUGAAGUCAUGACUUGGAUUUCUCUCAUGGAAAAUGUUAUUCAAAAGGAUGAAGACAAUAUAAAAAAUUCCAUAGGUCACAAGACAAUUCAUGAAUAUCUUCAGAAGUAUAAGGGUUUUAAGAUAGACAUUAACUGCAAGCAGUUGACAGUGGACUUUGUGAACCAGUCUGUACUACAGAUCAGCAGUCAGGAUGUGGAAAGUAAACGCAGUGAUAAGACGGACUUUGCCGAGCAGCUUGGAGCGAUGAAUAAAAGUUGGCAAAUCCUGCAGGGUCUGGUGGCUGAGAAGAUCCAGCUGUUGGAGGGUUUAUUGGAGUCUUGGUCAGAAUAUGAGAAUAACGUGCAGGGUCUGAAAACAUGGCUUGAAGCCCAGGAAAAGAGACUGAUGCAGCAGCACCGGAUCGGAGAUCAGGCUUCAGUUCAGAAUGCACUGAAAGACUGUCAGGAUCUAGAGGAUGUGGUUAAGUCGAAAGAAAAAGAGGUAGCGAAAGUUGAACAGAACGGACUUGCUUUGAUUCAGGACAAGAAGGAAGAAGUUUCUGGCACUGUCCUGACCACGUUGCAAGAACUCCGCCAAACCUGGGCCGCUUUGGACCUCAAGGUUGGGCAGUUGAAGACGCGACUGGAGUCGGUGCUUGGCCAUUGGAGCCAGCACAAGGCAGCCUGUGAGGAGACUGUCAGUGCCCUCACCGAGGCAAGGUACUCACUGUCCCGCUUCCGCUUGCUCACCGGCUCUUUGGAAGCCGUGCAAAUACAGGUGGACAAUCUUCAGACUCUCCAAGAUGAUCUAGAAAAGCAGGAAAGUUGCCUUCAGAAGUUUGCCUCUGUUACUGACCAACUCUUGAAAGAAUGUCACCCACCGGUGACAGAAAUGCUUACGAAUACUCUGAAAGACACCAAUAUGAGAUGGAACCACUUGUUGGAAGAGAUUGCCGAGCAGCUGCAUGCCAGCAAGAGUCUCCUGCAGCUCUGGCAGAGGUACAAGGACUACUCCAAGCAGUGCGCAUCUGCGGUCCAACAGCAGGAUGGACGCACCCAGGAGCUCUUGAAGGCCGUCUCCGACAAGGACGUUGCUGAUGACGAAGUUGCCACAUGGAUUGAAGACUGCCAGGACCUCCUCAGAGGCCUGGGCACAGUAAAGGAUUCUCUCUAUGUCCUCCAUGAGCUGGGCCAGCAGCUCAAGCGGCAGGUGGACGCAUCAGCAGCCUCAGCCAUUCAGUCGGAUCAACUCUCUUUGAGUCAACAGUUAAGUACCCUGGAGCAGGCUCUUUGCAAACAGCAGACUGCAUUGCAGGCUGGAGUUGUUGACUAUAAAUCAUUUACCAAGAGUUUGGAUGGUUUGGAGACCUGGAUUGUGGAAGCAGAGGAAAUACUCCAGGGACAAGACCCAAGCCACUCUUCAGAUCUCUCCAUCAUCCAGGAAAGGAUGGAGGAGCUGAAGGGACAGAUGUUAAAAUUUAGCAGCAUGGCCCCGGAUUUAGACCGUCUAAAUGAGCUGGGAUACAGAUUACCCCUGAAUGAUAAGGAAAUCAAAAGGAUGCAGAAUCUGAACCGGAACUGGUCUCUGAUCUCUUCUCAGACAACAGAAAGAUUCAGUAAGCUGCAGUCCUUCCUGCUUCAGCAUCAGACUUUCUUGGAAAAAUGUGAAACGUGGAUGGAAUUCUUAGUUCAAACAGAGCAGAAGUUGGCAGUGGAGAUUUCGGGGAACUAUCAGCAUCUUUUGGAGCAGCAGAGAGCACAUGAGUUGUUUCAAGCUGAGAUGUUCAGCCGUCAGCAGAUUUUGCACUCGAUUAUUAUUGAUGGACAGCGUCUCCUCGAACAAGGUCAAGUUGAUGACAGGGAUGAGUUCAGCCUGAAGCUGACGCUUCUCAGCAAUCAGUGGCAGGGCGUGAUCCGCAGGGCCCAGCAGCGACGUGGCAUCAUCGACAGCCAAAUCCGCCAGUGGCAGCGCUACAGGGAGAUGGCGGGAAAGCUGCGGACAUGGCUGGCUGAAGUGUCCUCCCUGCCCCAGAGUGGCCUUGGCAGUGUCCCCAUACCGCUUCAGCAAGUGCGCACCCUCUUCGAUGAAGUGCAGUUCAAAGAAAAAGUGUUCCUGAGACAACAAGGGAGCUACAUCCUCACAGUGGAAGCUGCCAAACAGCUUCUGCUCUCAGCCGACAGUGGGGCCGAGGCCGCCUUGCAGACUGAACUCACUGAAAUCCAAGAGAUGUGGAGGUCCGCCAGCAUGCAGCUAGAGGAGCAGAAGAAAAAGCUGGCCUUCCUGCUGAAAGACUGGGAAAAAUGUGAGAAAGGAAUAGCUGAUUCUCUGGAAAAACUACGAAUGUUUAAAAAGAAGUUUUCUCAGCCUCUACCAGACAACCAUGAAGAGCUUCACGCGGAGCAGAUGCGUUGCAAGGAAUUGGAAAACGCAGUGGGGAGCUGGACAGAUGACCUGGCGCAGCUGACCCUGCUGAAGGACACCCUCUGCGCCUACAUCAGUGCCGAAGACAUCGCCAUCCUCAGGGAGCGCCUGGAGCUUCUGCAGAGGCAGUGGGAGGAGCUAUGCCACCAGCUCUCCUUACGACGACAGCAAGUGAGCGAGAGGUUGAAUGAAUGGGCAGUGUUCAGUGAGAAGAACAAGGAACUUUGCGAAUGGCUGACUCAGAUGGAGAGCAAAGUUUCCCAGAAUGGAGACAUUCUCAUUGAGGACAUGAUAGAGAAGCUGAAGAAGGAUUAUCAAGAGGAAAUUGCUGCAGCCCAAGAGAACAAAAUUCAGCUCCAGCAAAUGGGAGAGCGACUGGCGAAGGCCAGCCAUGAAAGCAAGGCAUCUGAGAUUGAGUACAAGCUGGGAAAGGUCAACGACCGCUGGCAGCAUCUCCUGGACCUCAUGGCGGCCAGAAUCAAGAAGCUGAAGGAGACUCUAGUGGCCGUCCAGCAGCUCGAUAAGAACAUGAGCAGCCUGAGGUCGUGGUUGGCUCACAUUGAAUCAGAGCUGGCCAAGCCGAUCGUCUAUGACUCCUGUGACUCCGAAGAGAUCCAGAAGAAGCUCAAUGAGCAGCAGGACCUUCAGCGAGACAUCGAGAAGCACAGCACAGGCGUGGCCUCUGUGCUCAACCUGUGUGAAGUUCUCCUGCACGACUGUGAUGCUUGUGCCACGGAUGCCGAGUGUGACUCCAUCCAGCAGGCGACUCGAAACCUGGACCGCCGAUGGAGGAACAUCUGCGCCAUGUCUAUGGAGCGCAGGCUCAAAAUCGAAGAGACCUGGCGAUUGUGGCAGAAGUUUCUGGAUGAUUAUUCUCGUUUUGAAGAUUGGCUGAAGAUUUCCGAAAGGACAGCUGCCUUCCCCAGCACUUCUGGGGUGCUCUAUACAGUUGCUAAGGAAGAGCUCAAGAAAUUUGAGGCCUUCCAGCGCCAGGUCCACGAGAGCCUGACUCAGUUAGAACUCAUCAACAAGCAGUAUCGCCGCCUGGCCCGAGAGAACCGCACUGACUCAGCCUGCAGCCUGAAGCAGAUGGUGCAUGAAGGCAACCAGCGAUGGGACAACCUGCAGAAGCGGGUCACCUCCAUCCUGCGCAGACUCAAGCACUUCAUUGGCCAGCGUGAGGAGUUUGAGACAGCCCGGGAUAGCAUCCUGGUGUGGUUGACAGAGAUGGAUCUGCAGCUCACCAACAUUGAGCAUUUUUCUGAGUGUGAUGUCCAGGCUAAAAUAAAGCAACUCAAGGCCUUCCAGCAGGAAAUCUCCUUGAACCACAACAAGAUCGAGCAGAUCAUCGCACAGGGAGAGCAGCUGAUGGAGAAGAGUGAGCCCCUGGACGCGGCCGUCAUCGAGGAGGAGCUGGACGAGCUUCGUCGCUACUGCCAGGAGGUGUUCGGGCGCGUGGAACGCUACCACAAGAAGCUGAUUCGCCUGCCUCUCGCAGACGAUGAGCAUGACCUCUCGGACCGGGAGCUGGAGCUGGAUGACUCCGCCGCCCUCUCCGGCCUGCACUGGCACCCGACCUCUGCCGAUGGCGGCCCGUCCCCACAGCCCUCCUCCAACCCCUCCCUCUCGCUCGCGCAGCCCCACCGCAGCGAGCCCUCCGGCCGGGACACCCCCGCCAGCGUGGACUCCAUCCCCCUGGAGUGGGACCACGACUACGAUCUCAGCCGGGACUUGGAGUCGGCCGUGUCCGGAGCACUGCCCUCGGAGGAUGAGGAGGGGCCCGAAGACAAAGACUUCUUCCUGCGUGGAGCCGUGGGCCUGGCAGAUGUAACGAUUCCUGAAAGCCCAGAGGCCUAUGUAAAACUCACAGAAAAGGCCAUCCAAAACUCUGCGGGAGAUCCGAGUGCCUUGGAGUCACAGAUCCGACAACUGGGCAAAGCCCUGGAUGAGAGCCGCUUCCAGAUGCAACAAACCGAGAAAGUCAUCCGCAGCAAAACUCCCACGGGUCCCGAGCUCGACUCCAGCUACCGAGGCUACAUGAAGCUGCUAGGUGAAUGCAGCGGCAGUAUUGACUCGGUAAGGAGACUGGAGCACAAGCUCAAGGAGGAGGAGCAGAACUUCCCUGGCUUUGUAAACCUGAACAGCACCGAAACCCAAACAGCUGGUGUGAUUGACCGCUGGGAGCUCAUACAGGCCCAGGCCCUGAGCAAGGAACUGAGGAUGAAGCAGAACCUCCAGAAGUGGCAGCAGUUCAACUCUGACAUGAACAGCAUCUGGGCCUGGCUGGGGCAGACGGAGGAGGAGCUGGAACAACUCCAGCGCCUGGGCCUCAGCACUGACAUCCGGUCCAUCGAGCUGCAAAUUAAAAAGCUCAAGGAACUCCAGAAAGCUGUGGACCACCGCAAAGCCAUCAUCCUCUCCAUCAACCUGUGCAGCCCCGAGUUCAUGCAGCAUGGCAGUGAGGAGAGCCAGGACCUGCAGGACCGUCUGUCCCAGAUGAAUGGGCGCUGGGACCAUGUGUGCUCCCUGCUGGACGCCUGGCGGGCCCGACUGCAGGAAGCGCUGAUGCAGUGCCAGGACUUUCAUGAAAUGAGUCAUGGUUUACUUCUUAUGCUGGAGAACAUUGAUAGAAGGAAAAAUGAAAUUGUCCCUAUAGAUUCGAACCUUGAUGCAGAAAUCCUCCAGGAGCAUCACAAACAGCUGAUGCAAAUCAGACGGGAGCUGCUGGAAUCCCAACUCCGAGUGGCCUCACUCCAAGACAUGUCUUGCCAACUGUUGGUGAAUGCCGAAGGCACGGACUGUCUCGAAGCCAAAGAAAAAGUCCAUGUUAUUGGAAACCGGCUCAAACUUCUCUUGAAGGAGGUCAGUCGUCAUAUCAAGGAGCUGGAAAGGCUCUUAGACAUGACAGGCAGUCAGCAGGAUUUGUCUUCCUGGUCCUCUGCUGAUGAGCUGGACACCUCGGGAUCCGUGAGCCCCACAUCUGGGAGAAGCACGCCGAACCGACAGAGAACGCCACGAGGCAAAUGUAGUCUCUCACAGCCUGGACCCUCUGUCAACAGUCCACAGAGCAGGUCCAGAAAAGGUGGCUCCGAUUCCUCCCUUUCUGAGCCUGGGUCAGCUCGCUCCGGCAGAAGCUUCCUUUCCCGGGUCCUCCGGGCAGCCCUGCCUCUGCAGCUUCUCUUGCUGCUGCUCAUUGGGCUCGCCUGCCUGGUGCCCAUGACCGAGGAGGACUACAGCUGUGCCCUCUCCAACAACUUUGCCCGGUCAUUCCACCCAAUGCUCAGAUACACCAAUGGCCCUCCUCCCCUCUGAGCGCCAUCGGCAGCAAUGAUUGUAGUCGAUGAGGGGGUAUGAGGACCCAAAGUUUGGCCAAAGCCCAUGUGAUGUGGCAUCAGCUCGCCUCGAGGUCCCACCCGCAACGUGGCUGGCCUUGGAGGUGGAUGAAGAACACGGACGGGAACAGAUCAAAUAGGCCACGGAAGGUGGGGAAGAAAUGCAGCGUGAGCAAUUCUGAACCUCAGCACUCAAGAGAUUCUGGAGGUGCAUCCUGAUCCAUCAAUUCCCUGGUGCUCCACCGUGGUGCUCCACCCCAGCACCAUGUCCGUACGGAGCCUUCUCCCGGCCCGCCCGUGCUGAAGAGAUUUUCAAUCCUUGUAACAUACGAUUUUUAAGAGCUUAUAGGAGCAUUUCCUUUUUAACUGCUUUUCCUUUAGGGCAUGGGAUUGUCACCUUUGCUUUAGAAGCACCAGCUGUAAAUCUAACGAGGCACUUUUUUUAAAAAAAGAAAAAAAGAAAAAGAUAUAAAGGAAAAACUGGAUGUAAUAAAUAAAAUCAUAGAAGGCUUUAUGUGAAAAAAAAGUUGAAUGUUAUAGUUUAAAAAAAGAUAUUUAUGUAUGUACAGUUUGCUAAAGCCAAGUUUUGUUUGUAUGAUUUAUUUGCAUUUAUUAUAGAUAUUAUAAAAUA
Messenger RNA from Sorex fumeus (smoky shrew), 27312 nucleotides. RefSeq names its product spectrin repeat containing nuclear envelope protein 1 (gene SYNE1). The transcript has 146 exons. Gene Ontology annotation, cellular component: membrane. The record is from RefSeq and is a predicted model, not a curated record. Gene Ontology annotation, molecular function: protein binding. The coding region runs from base 157 to 26661 and encodes 8834 amino acids. Lineage: Eukaryota; Metazoa; Chordata; Mammalia; Eulipotyphla; Soricidae.